This is a messenger RNA of Chroicocephalus ridibundus (black-headed gull), 1079 nucleotides long. It is a transcript of the gene QTRT1, whose product is annotated as queuine tRNA-ribosyltransferase catalytic subunit 1. Gene Ontology annotation, molecular function: tRNA-guanosine(34) queuine transglycosylase activity. NCBI's taxonomy places the organism in Eukaryota, Metazoa, Chordata, Aves, Charadriiformes, Laridae. The record is from RefSeq and is a predicted model, not a curated record. Bases 615 to 1079 code for a protein of 154 amino acids. Gene Ontology annotation, cellular component: cytosol. The transcript has 3 exons.
AGGUCCGGACGAUGAGGUGCCUCGGGCUGAAAUCCUGUGUGAGGCUGGCACGGGGGAUGCCGAGGGGAGGGAGGGAGCUGUUGUGUGAGGGGAAACUGAGGCAGGGGGUGGAGGAGGUGGAUUCCCCUGGGGGAGCUUAGGGACCGGGGCGGGUCUGGAUGAGAAGCGGACAGAAGAGGGGGCCCUCCCUGCGGGGCUUAGGGACCAGGGGAGGGGUCUCUCGCCAGGAUGAGGGAGGCAGAGAAGGGAGCUCUCGCUGGGGGACAUAGGGACCAGGGCAGGGGGUUCUCCCUGGGGGGCUUAGGGACUGGGGGAGGGGGCUCUUCCCCAGGUACAGGGGGGCAGAGGAGGGGGUCCCGGGGUGAGGAGGGGGCUCUCCUAGGGAUCACAGCGCGGGGGAAGGAGGGGACUCUCCAGGGGGGACAUGGGGGACCGGGGCGGGGGGGUGUCUCCCGGGGGACACGGAGGCCGGAGAAGGGUCCCCGCCCCCGCCCGAGCCCGGCGCGGAGGCCGCAGGCCCAACAUGGCGGCCGCGUCGCCCCUGGUUACGGCCACUUCCGCGGGGACGCGACGGCGGCCGGAAGCGCUGGUCACGUGUGAGGGGAAGAGGCAAGAUGGCGGCGCCCAGUGCGGCGGGGCCGGGCCCGGCGCCGCUGCUGCGGGUGAUGGCGGAGUGCGGGCGGAGCCGGGCGCGGGCCGGAGAGCUGCGGCUGCCUCACGGCCCCGUCCCCUGCCCCGUCUUCAUGCCCGUGGGCACCCGCGGCACCGCUAAAGGCGUCACGGCGGCCCAGCUCGCCGCCCUCGGCUGCCGCAUCUGCCUCGGCAACACCUACCACCUGGGCACGCGGCCGGGCCCGGAGCUGGUGCAGCGUGCGGGGGGCCUCCACGGCUUCAUGGACUGGCCCCACAACCUGCUGACGGUGAGGGGGGGGCUAGCAGCAGCCGGACCAAGCUUGCCCACCGCCUCGUCUCUCCCGUCGCGGUUGCCCAUCGGCACCCAACCUUCCCGCCGGGCCGGGAAAAGGGCUUUGCCCUCACCGAAACGCCGGCUCCGAGCCCGGAUUCGUUCCGGCCGCUGA